CUUAUGUAUAUAAAACCGACAGCAUUUUAUCAGACCGGAACCGACGAUAUCAACAACACACCGAGGCCAAGAUUUGCAUUAACAGCUUUAUUUUACUGCAAUGGCGUUGAACCAGGACGCUUCACUAAAAAUAAAACUUAUUCAGCUUCAGUGCCACUUCACCUGGGGUCUCAGGAAAGAGGACACUGAUCUCAGUGACUUGCAAAAUAGACUUGAGAAUGAUAUCAAUUUCAGUUCAGCUGAUCAAGCUGGGGCCAAACACUUAUUCAGCUUUUUGGCUUUUGUGAAAUAUUUGCAAGACCAGCCAAAAGAAGCACUCACUAACUUGACGAAGGCUGAAGACCACAUUCGUAAACACAAUGAAGAAUGUGAGAAGAUGCUCAUUGUAACAUAUGGAGACUUUGCAUGGCUGUACUACCACUUGAACGACCAUGUAAAAUCCAUGCAUUAUCUGGAGAAGCUGGAAGAUAUAAAGCAGCGAUUUCCAACACAGUCUCCUACUGCUUUUCAUGCGGAAGUCUAUGGAGAGAUGGGAUGGACCUUCCUCAUGUAUUCUAGGAAAUACCACGAGAAAGCGAAAGAGUGCUUUGAGAAAGCCCUGAUAGAGCAUCCAGACAAUCCUGACUGGAACUGUGGCUAUGCUACAGCGCUGUGCCGGGUUGAAUAUGGGAGCAACACAACUGAAGAUUCACCAGCUGGUAAACAGCUAAGGCGCGCAUUAGAGCUGAGCCCUGGGGAUCCUUAUAUCAUGGCGCUUUUGGGUCUAAAACUAGCUGAUCAUGGCCGAUUGAAUGAGGCAGAGGAACUGAUUGAAAGAGCUCUCAUGAUUUCACCAGACAACCCUCACGUCAUGCGGUAUGUUGCAAAGUUUUUCAGACAACUUGGAUCUAUGGAUAAGGCCAUAGACCUUUUUAACCGCACCCUGGAAAAAACACCCAAUUCAGCCUUUCUUCACCAUCAAAUUGCAGUCUGCUAUAGGAAUAAAAGAUUAAACUUGCGCAGAAAUGGAGGGAAAAACACCAACAGAGAAGAGGCUGAACACCUUCUCCUACUUGCCAUGCAUCAUUUUCAGAAGGCCAUUGAGUUGAAGCCCUCCUUCAUUUAUGCCAUGAUAGAUCUAGCUCUUUUACAUACAAAGAUGGGAAACCUCACCAAAGCAGAGGAGCUGUUUCAGGAAGCAUUUCAGGUGGCCAGAGCGAAAAAUGACAACCUGCAAAAUGUCCAUCAAUGUUAUGGUGACUUCCAGCUGUAUCACAAGAGAUCAGAGUCUCUGGCCAUAGAGCAUUACAUGAAAGGGUGUCAAAUUCAGAAAGAUAGCAAAGUGGGUGAGAAGUGUGUUCAGAAAUUGAAAAAGAUAGCAAAGAAGCGUACUGACAGGAAUCCGAGUGAUGGGGAAGCUUUUGGGAUUCUGGGAUAUGUUAAUCAGCUAAGGGGUGACAAGCUCCAAGCCAUAGAGUGCUAUGAGAAAGCUCUUUUAUAUAACCCAGGAAACGAUGAGUUUCUCACAGCCCUCUGUGACCUUCGGCUUUCUCUGCACUAGUCGCUGGCUAUGUUUACCACUACCUGUGCUCACUCUCUGUAACUCUUUGCACAAGACCUCCAUACUAGGCACCAUUAUGGAUUCUCUCCUCAUUCGCAUAUCUCACAUAACACUUAAGCUCAUCAGAAGCAUCAGUAAACGAGGCUUGGGCUGGAUGCCUGAUGCGUUGCCACCAGAGAAUGUUCCAAGUUUGACAUCACAGGCCUAGAAGAAGCCGACCUCAUCAAAUGAAGCCUCAUAUUAGUCACACAGCCAGUCUUGGGCUCUGCCCUCCAAGCUAAGACUGUAAGUCCGCAAAAAGUUUUUACACAGCAGUGAACAUGAGUGACAAUUUACAAAAUUUGAAAUGCAAAAGAGCCUCACUUGGAGCCGAAGGUCAAAAAGACGAUCGCUGAAACCUGAAGGUGCUCCAGACCUGGGAAACGGCAAACCUGCAUAAUUCCUGAAAUCAAUGCAAUAGUGAACACAAUUGGAUGCUGGGAUACAUCUAUCACGUAAAAACUAUGAAAGGUCCAAUUGAACAAUGCUAAGCAAUGGCUCUGUUACAUGAUCAUGCAAAUGGUUACCUGGGAAGCUGGUGUGAUCUUAUAAUUUGAAUAGCUUAUAUUUAAAAUGCUUAACAUUGUGUAAUCAUUAUCUUAAUUUUUAUCAUUCAGUACAUUAAUGCUUAUUUGAUUUCUUGAGUUUUAUUUAUGUGUUACAGGUAUAUAACAUGCAUUAUCUUUGCAACUAUUUUGAUUGUACAGAAACCAUCAGUCUCAAAGUUUCAUAUCAUAAUCUAUUCUAAACCAAUCAGUAGCUAUUCUGGAAAAGGAUUUUUUCAUCAUACACACAAAAAAAACGGGGAAAAAAUCCACACCAAAUUGAGGGGAAACACACUGUAAAAAAAAAAUCAUAUUCAUAGCAAAUUCUGAUGAUUUUGCCCAUUUCGCGCUCUCUGAGAUCUGGAGUUAUUUUUUUUAAUGGAUAUAACUCACUUUGGAAAUUAACUCUUCUUAUGUAACUGAAUAUUUGUUAGGGGGCAGAAAAGAGCGAGUGAAAAAAUCGCAAUGCCCUUGGUUGUGUGGUAAGAUUAGCGUUA
This is a messenger RNA of Paramormyrops kingsleyae, 2621 nucleotides long. RefSeq names its product interferon-induced protein with tetratricopeptide repeats 1B-like. Gene Ontology annotation, molecular function: protein binding. The record is from RefSeq and is a predicted model, not a curated record. Gene Ontology annotation, biological process: defense response to virus. NCBI's taxonomy places the organism in Eukaryota, Metazoa, Chordata, Actinopteri, Osteoglossiformes, Mormyridae. Gene Ontology annotation, cellular component: cytosol.